Molecule: messenger RNA, 381 nt
Organism: Macrosiphum euphorbiae (potato aphid)
Lineage: Eukaryota; Metazoa; Arthropoda; Insecta; Hemiptera; Aphididae
Source: the annotation of a GenBank genome assembly
AUGGAGGAUUUAAUGGACCGAGUAGAAAUAGCUCAUGAUUUAAUUACCAGGCUCAGACAGUUGCUAACGAUGGAGAAAACAGACUCGGUAAUGGACCAUUCGUUGAACAGGACGAGGUUUUUCAAAAUGGACGACGACUAUAAAACCCAAAACGAAGAGCGAGAAAAUGUUCGACAAAAAGCAUUGGUCGAGAAAAGGAGAAGGGUGCAGUUAUUUAGUGAAACCAUAGACUCCGUCACCGAAAGAUAUAAUUCAGUGGUCGAAACGAUAAAUGCCCCGAAUGACUUCAAGUUUCUAGACGAGUUCAAGACGAAUACAAUACCUUUGGAAUUGAAAAAAAACAUGACAAAAAAGAAAAGAGAUACGAAGGUAAGAAUGUAA